Lindgomyces ingoldianus is the source of this 1643-nucleotide messenger RNA. RefSeq lists its product as uncharacterized. Gene Ontology annotation, cellular component: nucleus. The coding region runs from base 58 to 1269 and encodes 403 amino acids. NCBI's taxonomy places the organism in Eukaryota, Fungi, Ascomycota, Dothideomycetes, Pleosporales, Lindgomycetaceae. The transcript has a single exon. The record is from RefSeq and is a predicted model, not a curated record.
CACGUUGACCUCGACACAGCACCUCCACCCUGAAAACGAACAGGAACUAGGACCGCCAUGAAUAUUGUCGGCUACUCCGAUUCGGAAGGCUCGGACAACGAUGCGCCGGCCCCACCGCAACCAACAGUCAAGCCCACUCCCAAAAUGGCGUUCCAGAAGGUCGUCGACCGCACCAACCCCGGCACUAUCAAACUCAACCUCCCCUCAGCAGCAGGACCACACUCUGAGAAAGACGGGAUAGAAGCCGGUGCGCCCCCGGCAAAGAAGGUGCGCACAGGCGGGGCAUUCGGUGGAUUCAAUGCCAUGUUGCCUGCCCCAAAGAAGGCAGGUGCGACUCUGGGGACUACGGAAGAGGCAGCGCCUGCAAAGAAGUUGGGAGUAUCAAAGUCAAAGCCCAGCUUCACGUCUAUGAAGACGGGAGCCGAGCCCAUGUUCUGCCGAGAGCCAAAGGAGCCAGACUAUGAUGAGGCGGGAAAUCCAGUGAAAAAGGACCUCACAACACCAUCGUCGAGUCUGUCUUUUACAACUUCGGAACAAAGGGCUGAGCAGCUCAAGAAGUCUGACCCUGGAAUUAAGUUUGCUGGGAGAAAUUCAAGAUUCAUGCCCUUGUCCGCCGCCCGCAGGAACAAGAAUAAGCGCCCGAUCCCUUAUCCAUCCACUGCUCCAACAAACCCCAAGCCAGCCACGCCAUCCUUGCAGCCACAACCAGCGGCCGCAGUGAAACUAGUCGCCCUUGCAAAGAAGAAGGUUUCUCUAUUUUCUGCCUCCCAAGACGAAGUUCUUUCCCCGACUGAGAACCCGUCAAGCGGAGAGUACCAGCCUCUUUUCUACGGUGCGGAUGAGGGGGAGGAUGCAAAAGUACCAGAUCAGGCUGUUGAUGAAAUAGAUGGUUAUCAGCCAGCCGGCCAUAUUCCUUCAGCAGCCCUGGGCGCGUCUGCAGGCGCGCAGGACCUCACCAAUAUCGCGACAGAGCUGCAUCUAUCCGAGGCCGAGAAGCGGCAACUAUUCGGCCGCAAAGGGAGGGGGGAUAUUCCAGGUGGAGCCAAGAUCGUGGAGUUCAACACAGAUCGAGAGUAUGCCCACAACGAGGAGUUGCGCGCCCAAGGCGAGACGGUACAGCACAACGCCCUCAAGUCAAUUAGCGGAACAGGCAAGAACAGCUUGAAGAGCUUGAUAAAUGUGGCGACGACCCAGAAAGACGCCCUGGAGGACCACUUUGCUCAAGGAAGACGGAACAGGAAGGAGGCCGGGAACAAGUAUGGAUGGUGAGCGACUUAGGAGACUGGGAACAGCUCGAUAUUCUUAAUGCGGAUGCCAGGGUAAUAUUCUCGAAAAGGAGCAUGGAAAUCGUGUCAAGAGGCACUACUAAUUGGGCCAAGUUUUUCAUUCACGGGUGGAAGGCUUCGACACAAUGCCGUAGAUAUUUUCGGCCCCCGAUGAGACGGAUAUGUCUGAUGCCUUUUGUGAAUGUCCGAGAAGUUUCUAGGCAACCGUUUGAAGCCUCUGGGCUCUGUACAAGCAAUUGGUAACUUCUCGAAGCGGAUUGGAGAUGAUGGAGUGCUUCUCUCCAUUUCCAUUUCUUUUCCUCGUUAAUUCCCCCAUCUCCGGGAAGUGCCGAAAAGAAGGACGCCUUGUUCUUGCAG